UUUCUCGCUCUCUCCGCCCGCCCUCCCGCUCCCUUGCUUGCUCGCGCUUUCCUCGCGGAUCGUAGAGACUCUGGCUACAGCUUGUGGCUGGGGAGGGAGACGGAGGCCGCAGCUCAGGGAAAGUGAAGCUGCAGUAGUGGUGGUAGGAAGAUGUCGGGCGAAGAUGAGCAGCAGGAGCAAACUAUCGCCGAGGACCUGGUCGUGACCAAGUAUAAGAUGGGGGGCGACAUCGCCAACCGGGUACUUCGGUCUUUGGUGGAUGCUGCCAGCUCAGGUGUGUCAGUACUGAGCCUGUGUGAGAAAGGAGAUGCCAUGAUCAUGGAAGAGACAGGGAAAAUCUUCAAGAAAGAGAAGGAAAUGAAGAAAGGUAUUGCCUUUCCUACCAGCAUUUCGGUAAAUAACUGUGUAUGUCACUUCUCCCCUCUGAAGAGUGACCAGGACUAUAUACUCAAGGAAGGUGACUUGGUAAAAAUUGACCUUGGAGUCCAUGUGGAUGGCUUCAUUGCUAACGUGGCUCACACUUUUGUGAUUGGUGUAGCUCAGGGGACCCAGGUCACAGGGCGGAAAGCAGACGUCAUUAAGGCAGCUCAUCUCUGUGCUGAAGCUGCCUUACGACUGGUCAAACCUGGAAACCAGAACACACAAGUGACAGAAGCCUGGAACAAAGUUGCUCACUCAUUUAAUUGCACGCCAAUAGAAGGUAUGUUGUCACACCAGCUGAAGCAGCAUGUGAUCGAUGGGGAGAAAACCAUCAUCCAGAACCCUACAGACCAGCAGAAGAAGGACCAUGAAAAGGCUGAAUUUGAGGUACAUGAAGUUUAUGCUGUGGAUGUCCUCGUCAGCUCAGGAGAAGGCAAGGCCAAAGAUGCUGGACAGAGAACCACCAUUUACAAACGUGACCCCUCUAAACAGUACGGCUUGAAGAUGAAGACUUCACGUGCCUUUUUCAGCGAGGUGGAAAGGCGUUUUGAUGCCAUGCCAUUUACUUUAAGAGCAUUUGAAGAUGAGAAGAAGGCUCGGAUGGGUGUGGUAGAAUGUGCCAAGCAUGAAUUACUGCAGCCAUUUAAUGUUCUCUAUGAGAAGGAGGGUGAAUAUGUUGCCCAGUUUAAAUUUACAGUCCUACUCAUGCCCAAUGGUCCCAUGCGGAUAACCAGUGGUCCCUUCGAGCCUGACCUCUACAAGUCGGAGAUGGAAGUCCAGGAUGCAGAGCUAAAGGCUCUUCUCCAGAGUUCUGCAAGUCGAAAAACACAGAAAAAGAAGAAAAAGAAGGCCUCCAAGACUGCAGAGAAUGCAACCAGUGGAGAGACAUUAGAGGAGAAUGAAGCUGGGGACUGAGGUGGGUCCCAUAUCCCCAGCUUGUCAUUCCUGCCUCACCCCCUUCCCACCGCACCCCAGGCUCUGUGAAGUGCUGUUCGUCUUCGCCACCCAAGACCGCCAGCAGAGCGGGGUCUUCUGCCCUCAUCCCAGACCCCCGCCCAUUCACCCACCCACUCUUUCCAACAAAAAACCAGCUCCAACUGACUCUGGUCUUGGGAGGCCAGGCUUCCCAGCCACUGAAGACUACUUUCAGUAGAAAAAGAAAUUGAUAAUAAAAUCAGGAGUCAAAAUGCACCGUCUUCAAGCCCCUCUUUCUGGCCUUUUUCUACUCUGCUUGGUCAAGGUUUGAGAGCCUACAACAGAACAAAGGAGGCUAAAUUGCCACCACCACUAGAACCUCUGCCGAAAUUUUUACGUCACCAGUGUCAUUUUCUUGUUCUUUUGGGGGCUUUUCUGUUUCCCACUGUCACCGAGAAUUUAAUCUGCCUUCAAGGAGGAGGACCAGUUGUAUUUUUUAUUCACCUGUGGCAGAUUCCUCGUGAUGUAGGGAAUCUGGUUAGGCCCUUCCGAUGGUAGAUGCUGGUGUCUCCAUUAAGAAGAUUCUUACCAUCUAUCAAAUGGAUUCUCGUUUGUAAACUUUGUAGACAUUUUUGUCUGCAGUGUCCUGCAUCCAUCCAUCUUCACAAUUGAGCAGCAGCAAUCAUCCCCACCCAUGUCUUUUGUUGUUGCUGGUUUUGCCCCCUCUCUGGGACCAGUGGGGUUUUCCUCAUGCUCCAUCGUUGAACCUACAUUGAAAAUCCCACUGGGUUUUUUUGUUGUUGCCUAUUUGAUCUUUUUUUUUUCUUUUGUCUUUUUUUGGUUUGAGACAGAUUCUCAUCAUGUAGCUCUGGUUGUCCUGGAACUCAACUAUGUAGACCAGGCUGGCCUCAAACUCAAAGAGAUCUGCCUGCCUCUGCUCCAUGAGUGCUGGAACCAAAGGCGUGCGCCACCACGCCCAGCUUCCCGUCUGAAAUAUUUUGAGUUCCCUCCCAUGAAAGAAAAGCCAGGAACCAGAGGAGUAGACUGAAGAGAACUGACUUUCAGAAGCUGUGGACUUGGAUGACUCGCUGGGGGUUAUAGAGAAAGGUUACAGUUUGUACCUCUGGCAUGCUGUCCCAGGGAACCAAGGCUCCCACUAACUUAAGAGGUUUUUGAAAUGACACGGCAUUUAAAAUAAAUUUGGAUUUGC
This is a messenger RNA of Chionomys nivalis (European snow vole), 2545 nucleotides long. It is a transcript of the gene Pa2g4, whose product is annotated as proliferation-associated 2G4. The record is from RefSeq and is a predicted model, not a curated record. Bases 151 to 1335 code for a protein of 394 amino acids. The transcript has 13 exons. NCBI's taxonomy places the organism in Eukaryota, Metazoa, Chordata, Mammalia, Rodentia, Cricetidae.